AGGUGGAAUGAAUACGUUGACGACACUCGUGUGCUCAAGUACAACAACGAGAAUCGCGAACUACAGAAGAAAAUAAAAAAACAAAUGUUGGUGAAGAAACGAAAGGAGGAGAAGGGCAAGAAGAAGACUCCCAAAGCGCCGGAUGCUGAAACCAGGAAACAACUGGCCGUGGAAACGGAAGAAGAAUACAAUGAGAAAAUCGAGGUCAAGCUUAAAAUCUCAAAUGAUCUCAAGGCUCUGCUGGUGCAAGAUUGGCAGGAGGUGAUAGCCAAUCAGAAGCUGGUCCCGCUGCCCCGCACACCGAACAUCACGAAGAUACUCGAGGGCUUCAACAAACAUGGGAAGAAGAAGAAGCUGGCGAUAGACGAUGAUGUUGUGCAGGAGUUACUCGCAGGUAUUAAGACGUACUUUGAGCACUCCUUAGGCACACUGCUGCUCUACGACUUCGAGAGACCGCAGUACGAAGACUCGGUGAAGGACUGUACCAACGGCGAUGUGUGUGAUGUGUAUGGGGCUGAGCAUCUACUGCGCUUAUUCGUAAAACUGCCGCACCUCCUGGCACACACCGACAUCAAGAACGAUUCGUUGGAAAUACUGCUGAGUCAUCUCAAGGCAUUCUUGGCAUACCUGGUGGCAAACAGUGCAACGUUUUUUAUGCGCCCAGACGAGUAUGAAGAAGUCACGGAGGACUAUCAAGCGAGGUUGGGCAAACACUAACGCUCGUCCAGCCCAAACAUGCCCCUUCAGGCACCAUUCAUAAUUCUAGCAUGCUUCUCACAGCAGCAUCCAAACUCUGGACUGCUCCUCCAUGCACCCCUUCGUACCUUAUCAGGGUACCGUAUAACGCAGAGAAUAUCUGAAGCGUGCGUCUCGCAGUCCCAUGCAAAUUAUUUAGCAUGUAUGCCUACUUGCUACAGGUUGUAGGUACAACAUGCGGCCACGCUCUAGCUGUCUCCUCACAAGUACGCCUUGAUAUAGAGGCGCGUACCCGCACACCUCGAGGGUGCCGCAAUGUUUAGUCUUGACCCUAAGUGUAUGUCGAUGUGAUUGAGCUAUCGCGUUGUUCGUAACUGCACUAAGGUCCCCUGAGUCGCGCAUGAUGGUGUGGCCAGUACAAUGACACAUGGCAGCACUUGAGCCCAAAGCUGUAGGUAUAGUCUACUACGGCACGUGCAGUACGCUUAUACACAAACGGUGUGGCUGUCACCUAAUUAGCUGCACUGAGUGAAGCACGCUUGACGUGACGAUGCCAAGUUGCUAUGGUGUGUGUGUCUGGGGACCGCUGAUCAGUGCGAUGGUAGGAGGGGCGUGAUGAAAUGCGCAGGAGUGGGUCAAUGCAGGACGCAACGCAGGACAUUACAUAGUAUAUUUGAACGGAUAUACGCGCAUAACACACACACAACUGUGUGUUAUGUUGUGUUUGGUACAUACACAUCGUUCAGGGAUGGUACAGGCGAUGCACUAUGGCACCACACUGUCAUUUACUUAGUACAGAGCGGAGUCUAGCUGGCUACCCUCCGACUGGGCCUCUGGUGUCGAUGCACGGAAGGGGAUGGGUGUGGUAAUGGG
Molecule: messenger RNA, 1569 nt
Organism: Sphaeroforma arctica JP610
Lineage: Eukaryota; Ichthyosporea; Ichthyophonida
Exons: 6
Coding region: 85-717 (210 amino acids)
Biological process (GO): chromatin organization; regulation of DNA-templated transcription
Cellular component (GO): nucleus; NuA4 histone acetyltransferase complex
Source: RefSeq, a predicted model, not a curated record